Messenger RNA from Theobroma cacao (cacao), 2221 nucleotides. RefSeq names its product Ubiquitin fusion degradation UFD1 family protein. Gene Ontology annotation, cellular component: VCP-NPL4-UFD1 AAA ATPase complex. Gene Ontology annotation, biological process: ERAD pathway; ubiquitin-dependent protein catabolic process. The record is from RefSeq and is a predicted model, not a curated record. Lineage: Eukaryota; Viridiplantae; Streptophyta; Magnoliopsida; Malvales; Malvaceae. Gene Ontology annotation, molecular function: polyubiquitin modification-dependent protein binding.
AUUCUGACCAUUGGAUCCGGCGGCCUUGAGCUAGGACCAAUUCGGAAAGGCCCCGACCCUUCUCGAAUUCAGAAACCGAAAGCCAAAGCGUCCUCCUCUUUCCUGAAACCUUGACCAACACGGAGUCGAAGCCUGCCUGCAACACCUUUAUUAAACAUCACAAAUUUUAAUUUCAAACAAUCUUUAAAAAGAAAACACAACAGACCAAAGCCGUCUCAAUUCUCAAAAUUUUCGAUCCAACGUUGAAGAAGUAAAGGGAAUUUUUUUCUAUUUAUGGAUUUUGAGCUAAGGAGCGCGAGAGAGAAGCUUGAAAAAGAACAGAGGGAGAGGAAGGAAAGGGCCAAGUUGAAAUUGGAGAAAGAGAGGAAAGCCAAAGAAGAGGCUAAGAAGCAGCGAGAUGCCAUCGAAGCUGCUCAGAGAUCUAGAAGGCUUGAUGCCAUUGAAGCUCAGCUUAAGGCUGAACAGCAGAUGGGAGAAAGUUUACUUGCAGGAAGCGGAAUAGUUUUCUAUAGAAUCUUAGAAGCUGUACCUGUUCAGGGUAGUGGAGAUAAGAUUAAGUUGCCACCAUCAUGUUUCACAGAAUUGUCUGAUCAAGGUGCAUUUGACAAGGGACCCAUGUACUUUAAAUUGUCAGUGAUUCAUCAAGAGGGUCCGUCGGAGAUUAAUGGUAGUGAAAAGGAAAAUAAUAGGACCACUCACUCAGGUGUUUUGGAAUUCACUGCAGAUGAAAAUUCCAUUGGCCUUCCUCCCCAUGUAUGGAGUAAUUUGUUCCCUGUGGACACUCCAAAGGCUCCAUUGGUUGAGGUUCGAUAUGUUCGACUUUCAAAAGGAACAUAUGCUAAACUUCAACCUGAUGGAAUUGGCUUUUCUGACUUACCCAAUCACAAAGCUAUUCUUGAAACAAGCCUUCGUCAGCAUGCUACUCUUUCUGAAGAUGAUAUUCUCACAGUUAAAUAUGGGGAGUUGACAUACAGGUUACACGUUCUUGAGCUAAAACCCUCUUCAACCAUAUCUGUCUUGGAAACAGAUAUCGAGGUCGAUAUAGUCAACCCAGGUCUUGAUUCAGAGAGGACAAAUCAGUACGUCUUGAAACCACUUGUGUUUGGUACAUCAGACUCUGGAUUUGUUGAGGAAGGAAAUUACAUGUAUUAUAAGUUCUCAAUUGAUGAUAAUAUGUGGGAAAAAAUUGUUUCCAGUGAUGUCAAAAUAGAGGUAAAGAUCGACGCGGACAUGAAUGGUGGAGAUACUGAUCUUUAUGUUUCCAAGCAUCCUCUUAUAUUCCCAAAUCGGCACCAACAUGAAUGGUCUUCUCAUGAUAUUGGUUCGAAGACUUUGAUCCUUAGCUCCAAAGAUAGGAACUUGGGUGCUGGUACUUACAGCCUUGCUGUCUAUGGUUUCAAGGGAACAACCAAGUACCAGGUAUCAGUGCAUGUUCAAGAGAACAGCAAGCAGAGGGUGGGUCAACAAGCUGUGUGCUCAUCUUCAAUGGAGGUGGAUACUGUGGAGUGUCAGAAUUGCAAGCAUUUUAUUCCCAGUAGGAGUAUUGCCCUGCAUGAAGCCUACUGUAGUAGGCACAAUGUUGUUUGUCCACAUGUUGGUUGUGGAAUUGUUCUUAGGAUUGAAGAGGCCAAAAACCAUGUGCAUUGCGACAAAUGUGGGCAAGCUUUUCAACUGGGAGAGAUGGAGAAGCACGUGAAAGUGUUCCAUGAACCACUUAGGUGUCCUUGUGGACUAGUCUUUGAGAAGGAAGACAUGGUGCAACACCAAGCCUCAGAUUGCCCCCUGCGCUUAAUUACAUGUCGGUUUUGCGGUGACAUGGUUCAAGCUGGAAGCUCUGCCAUGGACGUUCGUGACAGAUUAAGAGGACUCUCUGAGCAUGAGAGCGUUUGUGGGUCAAGGACUGCUCCAUGUGAUUCUUGCGGACGAUCUGUAAUGUUGAAAGACAUGGACAUCCACCAGAUAGCCGUUCACCAAAAGAACUAAUGUCAGCGCAACCUCUCAAUUCCAGUACAGUCGAAAGUCAGCACUAUUUUGCAUGGCUUAUGCUAUCGAAGAUCCAAAGAGAAAAUCAACACUGCAGCUGUUGGCAUAUGUGCAGUGAACGGAACAAACAGAUGUGAUUGUUUGUAUUUAUUUUAAGAUUUGUGGGGCAUUAUUGUUUGUACUUGCAGAAAAGGCAGUAUCUUAUAUAAGAUAUUUAUGAUGUGAAUGCUUUCCUUUA